AUGGAGCAAGCCGCAGAGGCUCGUGCUUUGUUUUCUGGAGUCGGACAAUUCUCCAACUGUGUCAUCAAGAGCCUGCAAUUGGCUCUGAGUUGCAUGCACGAAACUUACGAAUUGUCACAGGCCCAGAAUGCAACCAACGACCGAGUCAAGGAGCAAUACACCUUAGCCAUCAAACAUGCCAAGCACCUCUUGGAUCGAAAAGACAAUGGAAUCGACCACCUUGAGCGAGUGUUGACUACGUGCACUCUCUUCGCGACAUAUGAAACGGUGGCUGGAAACUACUCUGCGGCUGCUGUACACUUUCAGAGUGGCCGGGAUAUUCUCAAGGAACAUUCCCACUCGUUGCCGGACCACUCCGACAAGAGCGCCCUGUGCGAAAUAUCCCACAUGCUUGCUCACCUCGAUAUGCAAGCAAUGGUCUUUGCUGACGAGUCCUCGCCGUACAAAUAUGACUCCAGUCCGCCAGAGCCUUUAGAGAUGGUCCCAAUCCUUGACUCUCUCACCAAAGCUAGAGAUGUCAUCGUCAACAUCAUCCGGCACGUUAUGUGGACGGUCAACAUUUUCGAAAUAUUUCAUCUCCAACUUCCCCGAUCUGAAGAGGUCACGAAUUUUGCGCCAACAUUAGUUGACGUGUAUUCAAGGCAAGCCGACUGUAUCCAAGCCAUUGAGAACUGGUGGCGAGCUUUUCAUACUCUGGACAUACGUCUUCAGGAGUCUCCAGGAGGACUGGUACUCCGCAUGCACGCCAUGUCGGCCCAGUUCCUUGUGAGGUGCUUAGGAAACCCUUCUGAAGCGGACUGGGAUGGCUACAUGAGCCAAUUUCAAGAGAUUGUGAGGAUGGGAGAGAAGCUGCCUUCUCAACCCCAAGGAGCAGAAUCUGGGACAACACCGGGAGGUGCUCCAAGUUGGACAUACCGAGGCCCCGCAUUCACACCUAUUCCCGAGACCGGCCCCAUCAUGCCUCUGUUCCUCACCGCGAUCAAAUGCCGCGAUCCACUCCUGAGGCAAAAAGCCCUCGACAUCUUGCAUUCGAUCAAUCGAAAAGAAAGCGCGUGGGAGAGUCUCGCUGCGGCCAAAGUAGCCACAUUGGUCAUCGAGGCUGAGGAAGGCCUGGUUAGUGGCCCGGUAAAUCGAGCUAACGAUGUCACAGAUGAUAAGAGAUGUGCUUAUAUGAAGCUUCUUGUUCGGAUGCGCCAACGGGAAAUUGACAUGCAGGCAUACAUGAGAAAUGGAACGAUGUUAGCGACGCAAUUAAGUCGAGACAGCACUGCCCGUGUUCAGGCUUUUCGACCUGUGCGAGAAUUAUAG
This is a messenger RNA of Rhinocladiella mackenziei CBS 650.93, 1308 nucleotides long. RefSeq lists its product as uncharacterized. The transcript is spliced from 3 exons. The record is from RefSeq and is a predicted model, not a curated record. The coding region runs from base 1 to 1308 and encodes 435 amino acids. Lineage: Eukaryota; Fungi; Ascomycota; Eurotiomycetes; Chaetothyriales; Herpotrichiellaceae.